UCAACAAAGGGUGCUGUGUGGGGAUCCCAGCCUCGAUUUUUCUUCAGUUCAGAUUUCAGUCAGCAAUAUGAAGGAAGUGGCCGAUCUGCUUUUCGCUGUCCCCAUCCACGUUUAUUUCAAGCUCUACACCAACUGGAUAUCCGCAUUACGCUGCAUUCCUCAAACAUCUGCUUUUGAGGGUGCGAGUCGCUUUCAUCUCCGUAAUUGGGCUCCAGAUAAAUAUCAGUGUCGCCUUUUAUACAAGAAAAGUUGUUGUUGCCAUUAUUGUUUGUUUACGUGAUUUGACUGCGGCAAAUUGCAAUCGACGACUGGAGCAGAGCAGCAGCGGAAAUGUUUGGGUCUGACUGGUGGAGGAUGAGCCACCUCUUCGUGGUGGUGUUCCUGUCGGACUUCAGUACCUACGUCGUUAAUCCGGCGAUCAACGACGUCUUUGUCGAUGCGGUUUGCGCCGGCAAAGAUGAGUGCUCUCUCGCUCUUUAUCUCACCGGAUUCCAGCAGGCGAUUACAGGAUUAGGAGCAACGAUUAUGAUGCCGGUGAUAGGAAAUCUGUCUGAUGUUUAUGGCAGGAAAAAGAUGCUCUUAAUCCCUUUGGUUUUAGCCGUUAUUCCAACAGCAAUCCUGUCCUGUAAGAGAACAACAGAUUUCUUCUAUGCUUUCUAUGCAUUCAAAUGUUUAACCGGCAUGAUAACUGGGGGUGGUGUUAUUUGCAUAUCUCUUGCUUAUUUGGCGGACAAUGUGUCUGAAAGAACUCGCAUAUCUGCAUUUGGAGUUCUGUCUGGCGUAACCAGUGUUGCAAAUGUCAUUGGCACCCUAUCCGCUCGCUUCCUAUCCACUUCUGAUAUAUUUCUGGUUUCAACAGCUGCGUCUGCUGUUGCGGUUGUAUAUACAGCGCUCUUGGUGAAAGAGGAGAGCCAUAAUGAUGAUUCUAAUUCUUUAGAACAGCCAAUCCUCAAUUCAAUAAAACCACAAAGCCAUGAAGAAGUUAAUUGUGAAUCAUCAAGUCACAGUAACUUUAUGACAGGCAUUCCAUCACCCAAGCAUAUAAUUUACUUGCUGAAGAGUAGUACUACACUUUCACUGUUGGCAAGUGUUACUUUCUUCAACAGCCUUGCAGAGACAGCAAUUUCGGCAUUUUUACAGUACUACCUAAAGGCUCGAUUCCAUUUCAACAAGGACCAGUUUUCUGAGAUACUGCUAAUUACCUAUGCUGGAGUAACAGUAACCAGUAUAUUUUUCCUUCCGGCUGUUGGCCGCUUUAUAGGAGAGGAGACCUUGCUUAUGGUAGGACUCUUUGGUGGUUUCCUACAUAUGCUUAUUGAUAGCAUAGCUUGGUCCCCUUGGGUGCCUUAUGCUUCUGCGUCGUUGGGGAUGGUCUUCGCCUUGGCAAGCCCAAAUAUAAAAAGCUUGGUUUCCAAACAAAUUGGUUCAAAUGAACAGGGCAUUGCACAAGGAUGCAUUAUGGGCAUCACAUCACUGACCUUUAUUGCAUCACCAAUCAUUUUUACCCCUCUUUCAGCUAUAUUUUUUGCUGAUGAUGCACCAGCUAAUCUCACUGGCUUGAGCAUCUUCUGCAUUGCACUGGCUUAUCUGAUUGGCUUCAUCUUGAGCAUAUUCAUAAAGAUCAUUCCACGUGCUGCAAAAGCAGGAAGCCCUCAAGUUGAAGAAGGGAUGUGACAGCUACAUUAACAACAUCAUCAAUCUUUGAUAGAUUGUUGCCCUCUGCAACAUAUGCUAGCAAGUAAGUACCAAGCAAAUAUUGAUUCGAUGAUGCUGCUGCUGUUGUAAAAAAUCAUAUGUGCUAGAGAUGUGUAGAGUAAGUAUAUUGAGGGAACGAUGGAAGUGAAGAGACAUUUUGAUUUGUGAUUAAUAAAUUAUUGGAUCAUGAAAGGAGUGUUUUUCAAAAAUAGAUUUAAAUUUAGAUUUGUUUUUAUUUAUAAACUUUUAUUUUCGUUAUGAAUAAUAAUGUAAUUUUUUAGUCUUUCUAAUUUAUUUCUCACU
Andrographis paniculata is the source of this 1998-nucleotide messenger RNA. RefSeq lists its product as uncharacterized. The record is from RefSeq and is a predicted model, not a curated record. Gene Ontology annotation, molecular function: transmembrane transporter activity. The coding region runs from base 331 to 1674 and encodes 447 amino acids. The transcript is spliced from 15 exons. Gene Ontology annotation, biological process: transmembrane transport. Lineage: Eukaryota; Viridiplantae; Streptophyta; Magnoliopsida; Lamiales; Acanthaceae.